AAACGCAAAGGAGAGCCAACCCCAUUAACCGGUUACAAUCAGAAUCCGAGACAUUACAAUGACGAGGAGCUGCUGAAAGUCAUUCAUCAGGGUUCGGCGUUAGGCAUGGAUGACCCUUCAUUUAUCACCGAUCCAACGCUGGAUAAAGACACAUAGCGCACUGAUUGGACGCAACGGGGGGGGACCGCCGGCGCUUCACAUCCACAGCCAAACCAAACCAGAGCUGAGGAAACGCACUCCUUCCCCGCGCGAACGAUCCGAUUCCGACCUGUCGGUUCACGUGUACUCGCGCAGGUGGACGCGCGAGUUCGCGCUCUCGGCUUCGUCGACGGACGCUCCGCGUGGAAACAGAGGCUUAUCGCGUAGCUCCGGACGGUCGCUGCUGAUAUUCGGCAGAUACGCACAUGAGCACAGCGAACACCUCAGGCGGUACUCCGUUUGUUUUCCGCAUUCGGAGAGGAUGUAGAAGCGCGCGUAUCUGUCAGCAUUUAAGUGACUCUCGGUGAAGAGAUCACCGGACUAUCGUUUGAAAGGGAGUUGCUGCUGCUUACAUCGUGUGAGGAGCACUCGUUUCGUCUUCGGCUGUAUCGUUUCUGUGUAAACAUCUCUCGGCGGUGUCAUUCUCUGAAGUUAGCCAUCGUUUGGUGAAGUUUUUCUCAAUGGGAUGCUGAAACUCAUCAACGGCAGGUAGACAAAAGUAAGCUCACAGUUGGGUGGAGCCUGUGGAGUGCAAGCGCUCCAGUUGGUUGCUGCGUUGCGUUACACCGCGUCAUGUGGGCAGGAUGGAUGUGAAAGAACGCAGGCCUUACUGCUCGCUGACCAAGAGCAGGAGAGAAAAAGAUCGCCGCUACACGGGCUCGUCCGGCGACAGCGAGGACUGCCGCGUGCCCACCCAGAAAUCCUACAGCUCUAGUGAGACCCUUAAGGCCUUCGAUCACGACUCCUCACGACUGCUGUACGGAGGACACGUCAAAGAGAUGGUCCACCGAGAGGCAGACGAGUACACCCGGCAAGGGCAGAACUUUAACCUGAGGCAGCUAGGAAUAUGUGAACCAGCCUCGCGCCGUGGCCUGGCCUUCUGCGCUGAGAUGGGACUCCCCCACCGCGGCUACUCUGUUGGGGCAGGCUCAGACGUGGACAAUGAGAACGAGAGGGUGAUGUCACCAGAGCGUGCCAUGCGCCUUUGGGGCAGGGGUGUAAAGUCCGGCCGCAACUCCUGCUUGUCCAGUCGCUCCAACUCGGCGCUGACCUUGACCGACACGGAGCAUGAGAACAAGUCAGACAGUGAGAAUGGUUCUCCCAUGCCAUCCUCUCUCUCCAGUCCAUCAGUCACUGAGCAUUCCCAUUCUCAACCACCCUCACCCAAUCUCCAUGACAACCAGAGUUCCCUCUUAAGUAAUGCCACCACGCAGGCGGCGCAGGACUCUGAUUCGGAAGAGGAGUACGUGGCCGCUCACUAUAGACCGGUAAUACAGCCUGGCCCCAGCCACAGCUGUAAUGAGCAACCGUCCAAUCACCACCAGCAGGGCCAUUCCACACUGCCACCGGUGCCGCCCCCGCACAAGCAGCAGCCAUCGGUGACGGCGCUGAACCACAACUCUCUGAGCAGCCGCAGGAACGUGAGCCCGGCCCCUCCGGCCGCCCUCCCCGCCGAACUGCAAACCACGCCCGAGUCGGUGCCGCUGCAGGACAGCUGGGUCCUGGGCAGCAAUGUGCCGCUGGAGAGUAGAAAAUUAGCAAAGCAAGCAGUUCUUGAAAACGGGCAUGACAACUUAAUAGAGAUGGAUGUGUUCCCUCCCGUGUGCCACGAGGGCGGCUAUGGGGACGGGCACUUUCUCUUUAAAACAGGCACCGGCACCACUCCUCUCUUCAGCACAGCCACACCAGGCUACACCAUGGCCACGGGGGCGGUAUACUCGCCCCCCACGCGGCCCCUGCCCCGCAACACGCUCUCCCGCAGUGCCUUCAAGUUCAAGAAAUCGUCCAAGUACUGCUCGUGGAGGUGCACGGCUCUCAGCGCCAUGGCUGUGUCCGUACUGCUCUCCAUACUGCUGUGUUACUGCAUCGCCAUGCAUCUCUUUGGGUUGAAUUGGCAGCUGCAAGAGACCGAGGGCUAUUCUUUUGAGAAUGGCCAGGUCAAAGCCACGGCAUCCAACGCAGUCACUGCCCUGUCUACUGAGAACAGAGUUUACUUUCAGGAGAAUAACACCAUAGACACAGGUGAGGUGGAUGUGGGCCGUAGGGCUGUUCAGGAUGUGCCUCCAGGAACUUUCUGGCGCUCUCAGCUCUAUGUCGACCAGCCGCAGUCCCUCAAAUUCAACAUCUCUGUCCAGAGAGGCGCCCUGGUGGGGGUCUACGGCCGAAAAGGCCUGCCUCCUACGCAUACUCAGUAUGACUUUGUGGAGCUGUUGGACGGCAGUCGUCUGAUAGCUAAAGAGAAGCGGGGACUGGUGGAGGUGGAGGGAGCAGCAAGGAAGGCUCGUUCGGUCAAUGUUCAUGAGGCAGAGUUCAUCCGCUUCCUAGACUCGGGCACCUGGCACCUCGCCUUCUACAAUGACGGCAAGAGCACUGAGCAGGUGUCCUACAAUACCAUCAGCAUAGAUACCCUCACGGAGUGUCCACACAAUUGCCAUGGCAACGGAGACUGUCGCUCGGGAACGUGCCAUUGUUUCCCAGGGUUCCUUGGGCCUGAUUGCUCACGAGCUGCCUGUCCAGUGUUGUGCAGUGGCAACGGCCAGUACUCUAGGGGGCGCUGUCUUUGUUACAGCGGCUGGAAGGGGACAGAGUGUGACGUUCCUAGCAACCAGUGCAUCGAUGUGCACUGUACGGGUCACGGAAUCUGCAUCAUGGGCACCUGCGCCUGCAAUACAGGUUAUAAAGGAGAUAACUGUGAAGAAGUGGACUGCCUGGACCCCACCUGCUCAUCUCACGGUGUGUGUAUUCACGGAGAGUGUCACUGCAAUCCAGGUUGGGGCGGUACCAAUUGCGAGAUCAUGAAGACUAUGUGCCCAGACCAGUGCUCAGGACACGGAACCUACCAGACAGAAAGCGGCACCUGCACCUGUGACGCCAACUGGACUGGGCCAGACUGCUCUACUGAGGUGUGCGCAGUGGACUGUGGCUUUCACGGCGUGUGUAUAGGAGGAGGUUGUCGCUGUGAGGAAGGCUGGACGGGUUCUGUGUGCGAUCUUAAAGCAUGCCACUCGCGCUGCACUGAACACGGCACCUGCAAAGACGGCAAAUGUGAAUGUCACCAGGGCUGGACUGGAGAGCAUUGCACCAUCGCUCACCCAGAGACGUAUGUCCAAGGAGAGAGGAUAGGAUUUAAAGAGGGAUGCCCAGGUCUGUGCAACAGUAAUGGCCGCUGCACGCUGGACCAGAAUGGUUGGCAUUGUGUCUGCCAACCAGGCUGGAGAGGGGCCGGCUGUGACGUUGCCAUGGAGACGCUCUGCGCAGACGGCAAGGACAAUGAAGGAGAUGGUCUGGUGGACUGCAUGGAUCCUGACUGCUGCCUGCAGAGCUCGUGUCAAGCUCAACCCUUCUGCCGUGGCUCUCCUGAUCCCAUCGACAUUAUCAGCCAGAACCAACCAGUCAACCCACAGCAAGCAGCCCAGUCAUUCUAUCAGCGAAUCAGCUUCCUUAUCGGCCCAGAGAGCACGCACGUCAUUAACGGAGACAACCCCUUCAACCGGAGCCUGGUGUCCAUUAUCAGAGGGCAGGUGCUUACUGCAGAUGGUACACCCCUGAUUGGAGUCAACGUGUCCUUUAUGCACUACCCAGACCACGGGUACACCAUUACACGGCAGGAUGGCAUGUUUGACAUUCUGGCCAACGGUGGAGCAUCACUGACACUGAGCUUUGAGCGGGCUCCGUUUCUGACGCAAUUCCGCACGGUAUGGAUCCCGUGGAACGUCUUCUAUGUGAUGGACACUCUGGUAAUGAAGAAAGAGGAAAAUGACAUUCCUAGCUGUGACCUAAGUGGCUUUAUAAGGCCCAGCCCCCUCAUCGUGGCCACGCCCCUCUCCACCUUCUUUAGAUCCUCGCCUGAGAAUGGCCCCAUUAUUCCAGAGACACAGGUUCUUCAGGAGGAGACCGCCAUUCCAGGGAGCGAUCUGAACCUGAUGUACCUGAGCUCGCGGGGGGCAGGCUACCGGCCGGUGCUGAAGGUCACCAUGACUCAAGCCACUAUCCCCUUUAACCUCAUGAAGGUGCACCUGAUGGUGGCCGUGGUGGGGCGCCUCUUCCAAAAGUGGUUCCCCGCGGAACCCAAUCUGUCCUACACCUUCAUCUGGGACAAAACAGACGCAUACAACCAAAAAGUCUACGGCCUGUCAGAAGCAGUGGUGUCUGUGGGAUUUGAGUACGAGUCUUGUUUGGAUCUGAUCCUGUGGGAGAAAAGAACAGCCAUUCUUCAGGGUUAUGAACUCGACGCCUCGAACAUGGGAGGAUGGACCCUGGACAAACACCACGUGUUGGACGUUCAAAACGGAAUCCUGUACAAAGGCAACGGUGAGAACGUCUACAUCUCCCAGCAGCCCCCAGUGAUCAGCACCAUUAUGGGCAAUGGGCGCAGACGCAGUAUCUCCUGUCCUAGCUGUAACGGUCAGGCUGACGGCAACAAGCUGCUGGCUCCUGUGGCUCUGGCCUGCGGGUCCGACGGCAGCAUUUUCGUCGGAGACUUCAACUACAUCAGACGCAUCUUUCCCUCGGGGAACGUUACAAGUGUCAUGGAGCUGAGAAAUAAAGAUUUCAGACAUAGCAACAAUCCUGCGCAUAGAUACUACCUAGCAACAGACCCGAUGACAGGUCAGCUGUACGUGUCGGACACCAACUCACGGCGGAUCUUCAAGCCUAAAGCCCUGACGGGAGCCAAAGAACUGUUGCAGAACGUAGAGGUUGUGGCAGGGACUGGAGAGCAGUGUCUACCCUUCGAUGAAGCUAGAUGCGGUGAUGGCGGCAAGGCCACGGAGGCGCUUCUGCUGGGACCCAAAGGCAUUGCAGUGGACAAGAAUGGCUUCAUAUACUUUGUGGAUGGCACCAUGAUCCGUAAGGUGGACAGGAACGGUAUCAUCUCCACACUGCUGGGGUCUAAUGACCUCACAUCUGCUCGCCCUCUGACCUGCGAUACUAGCAUGCAUAUUGGACAGGUGCGUCUUGAGUGGCCUACAGAUCUUGCCAUCAACCCAAUGGACAACUCCAUCUAUGUGCUUGACAACAACGUGGUGCUACAGAUCACGGAGAACCGGCAGGUGCGCAUUGUGGCGGGCAGACCCAUGCACUGCCAGGUGCCCGGAAUCGAGUACGCUAUGGGAAAGCGUGGCAUCCAGACCACUCUAGAAGGCGCGACUGCCAUUGCUCUCUCCUACAGCGGUGUUCUCUAUAUCGCCGAGACGGAUGAAAAGAAGAUCAACCGUAUCAGACAAGUUACCACGGACGGCGAGAUUUCUCACCUGGCUGGAGCGCCCUCUGACUGCGAUUGCAAGAAUGACGCCAACUGUGACUGUUAUCAGACGGGCGACGGCUACGCCAAAGACGCGCGGCUAAAUGGGCCUUCCUCUCUGGUAGUCUCUCCUGACGGAACACUCUACGUGGCUGACUUGGGAAACAUUCGAAUCCGUGCCAUACGUCGUAAUCGACCUCUGCAAGGCUCUUCGGGUCUUUAUGAGGUUGCGUCACCAGCCUCUCAAGAGCUCUACGUGUUUGACGCCAACGGUACGCAUCAGUAUACCAUGAGCCUUGUUACGGGUGAUUAUAAGUUUAACUUCAGCUACAGCAAUGAGGAUGAUGUCACGGCGGUAACAGACAGCAGUGGGAAUACUCUCCGGGUUCGCCGCGACCCCAACAGAAUGCCUGUACGCAUUGUUGCCCCCGACAACCAAGUCAUCUGGCUGACAAUUGGCACGAAUGGAGGGCUCAAAUCUCUUACAGCACAGGGACAGGAGUUGGUCCUCUUUACUUACCAUGGUAAUAGCGGCCUGCUUGCCACCAAGAGCAUCCAGAUUGGCUGGACCACAUUUUAUGACUAUGACAGCGAGGGACGUCUAACCAACGUAACCUUCCCCACCGGGGUAAUCACCAGUCUGAUUGGAGAGAUGGACAGAGCCCUCACGGUGGACAUUGAGACCUCAGGAAGAGACGAUGACGUCAGCAUCACCACCAACCUCUCCUCCAUCGACUCCUUUUACACACUGGUUCAAGAUCAGCUAAGAAACAGCUACCAGGUGGGCUAUGAUAACUCCAUGAGGGUCAUCUACGCCAAUGGAAUGGACUCGCAUUUCCAAACGGAGCCUCAUAUACUUGCGGGAGCAUCCAACCCCACAGUGGCCAGACGAAACAUGACCCUCCCUGGGGAGAAUGGACAGAACUUGGUGGAGUGGCGCUUUAGAAAAGAACAGACCAGGGGGAAAGUCAUAGUGUUCGGCAGGAAACUCAGGGUCAAUGGUAGAAACCUGCUCUCUGUGGACUAUGACCGCACACUGCGGACAGAGAAAGUAUACGACGACCAUCGAAAGUUCCUCCUGAAGAUCGAGUACGAUACCUCUGGUCAUCCUACACUUUGGGUGCCCAGCAGUAAGCUGAUGUCUGUCAACCUCACUUACUCCAGCACUGGACAGGUCACAAGCAUCCAGAGAGGCCCCACAAACGAGAGAGUUGAAUACGACAGCCAGGGACGAAUAGUGUCAAGAACCUUAGCUGAUGGCAAAACCUGGAGUUACACAUAUCUGGAUAAGUCCAUGGUGCUGCUUUUACACAGCCAGCGACAGUACAUCUUCGAUUACGAUCUCCAGGAUCGACUCUCCGCCAUCACUAUGCCUAGCGUGGCCCGUCACACCAUGCAAACCAUCCGAUCCGUGGGAUACUAUCGCAACAUCUACAAUCCGCCUGAAAGUAAUGCAUCAGUUACAGUGGACUACAGCGAGGACGGCCAGCUCUUGAGGGUGGCACACCUGGGCACAGGUCGACGUGUCCUCUAUAAAUACCGCAGACAGAAUAAGCUAUCUGAGAUCUUGUACGACAGCACACGGGUGAGCUUCACGUAUGACGAAACCGCAGGUGUGCUGAAAACUGUCAACUUGCAGAGUGAGGGUUUCAUUUGUUCUAUCAGAUAUCGCCAGAUAGGCCCACUGGUGGACCGUCAGAUAUUUCGCUUUAGCGAGGACGGCAUGGUCAACGCCCGCUUUGACUACACCUACGACAACAGUUUCAGAGUGACCAGCAUGCAGGGAGUCAUCAACGAGACUCCGCUUCCUAUUGAUCUUUAUCAGUUCGACGAUAUUUCUGGCAAGGUAGAGCAGUUCGGCAAAUUCGGAGUCAUCUACUACGACAUUAACCAGAUCAUCUCCACUGCUGUCAUGACCUACACGAAGCACUUCGAUGUCCACGGCCGCAUUAAGGAGAUCCAGUACGAGAUCUUUCGCUCGCUCAUGUAUUGGAUCACAAUCCAGUAUGACAACAUGGGUCGCGUGACCAAACGGGAAAUAAAGAUCGGCCCUUUCGCCAACACCACCAAAUAUGGCUACGAGUAUGAUGUCGAUGGUCAGCUCCAGACUGUCUACCUAAACGAAAAAAUGAUGUGGCGGUACAACUACGACUUAAACGGAAACCUGCACUUGCUCAAUCCCGGCAACAGUGCUCGACUCACCCCACUACGCUACGAUUUACGGGACCGCAUUACACGACUGGGCGAUGUGCAGUAUCGCAUGGACGAAGAUGGCUUCUUGCGCCAAAGGGGUGCGGAAAUCUUUGAGUACAACUCCAAGGGCCUCCUAGUCCGGGUUCACAGCAAAGCCAGCGGCUGGACCAUCCAGUACCGUUACGAUGGGUUGGGAAGACGCCUGGCCUCUCGCAACAGUCUCGGCCAGCACCUUCAGUUCUUCUACGCUGAGCUCAACUACCCUACACGGAUCACCCACGUAUACAAUCAUUCCAGCUCCGAGAUCACCUCGCUUUACUAUGAUCUCCAAGGACAUCUGUUUGCUAUGGAGAUCAGCAGUGGUGAGGAGUUUUACAUAGCUUGUGACAACACAGGAACGCCGCUCGCAGUCUUCAGCAGCAACGGGCUUCUCCUCAAGCAGGUUCAAUACACUGCCUAUGGAGAGAUCUACUUUGACUCGAAUCCUGACUUUCAGUUGGUUAUUGGAUUUCAUGGUGGCUUAUAUGACCCUUUAACAAGACUACUACACUUUGGAGAGCGUGACUAUGAUAUUCAAGCUGGCCGUUGGACUACUCCAGAUAUUAGCACCUGGACCAGAGUGGGCAAGGACCCAGCACCCUUCAACUUGUAUAUGUUCCGCAAUAAUAAUCCCAUCAGCAAGGUGCAUGAGGUUAAGGAGUAUGUUACAGAUGUCAACAUCUGGCUUGUGACAUUCGGCUUCCAUCUGCACAACGUAAUCCCAGGAUUUCCCAUCCCUAAAUUUGACCUCACCCAGCCCUCAUUGGAAAUGAGGAAGAGUCAGCUGUGGGAUGACCUGCCGUCCAUCUCGGGGGUCCAGCAGGAGGUUAUGCGGCAGGCCAAGGCUUUCCUAUCCUUUGAGAGGAUGCCCGAGAUCCAGUUCAGCCGUCGACGUUCCAGUCGGGAGAAACCCUGGUUGUGGUUUGCCACAGUGAAGUCGCUCAUCGGCAAGGGUGUGAUGCUUGCCAUUACCAGUAAGGGUCAGGUGGCCACCAAUGCACUGAACAUAGCCAAUGAGGACUGCAUUAAAGUGGCCACUGUCCUCAACAAUGCCUUCUACCUGGAAGAUCUGCACUUCACCGUGGAAGGUCGCGACACGCACUACUUCAUAAAGACGAGCCUGCCUGAGAGUGACCUGGGCGCCCUGCGACUCACCAGUGGCCGCAAGAGCUUAGAGAACGGUGUCAAUGUGACUGUGUCACAAUCCACCACUGUGGUCAACGGGCGCACUCGACGUUUCGCAGACGUGGAGUUGCAGUAUGGUGCGUUGGCUCUGCACGUCCGCUACGGCAUGACGCUGGAUGAGGAAAAGGCACGUAUUUUAGAACAGGCCCGCCAGAGGGCGCUGUCGAGCGCGUGGGCGCGUGAGCAGCAGCGUGUACGCGAUGGGGAGGAAGGUGUGCGUCUUUGGACAGAGGGCGAGAAGAGGCAGUUGCUUAGCUCUGGAAAGGUGAUGGGUUAUGACGGCUACUAUGUAUUAUCAGUGGAGCAGUAUCCAGAACUGGCCGACAGUGCCAACAAUAUUCAGUUUUUAAGGCAAAGCGAGAUUGGGAAGAGGUAACAGUGUGCAGAACACAGAUUGCCUAACAGACUACUGCCCCCUCUCUGAGCUCCUCUCCCGCUUGUACACACCACUGGACUUCCCAAAGUCCAGAGAUCGAAGGGAAGGGGUUUAGGCUAGAGAAGGAGUUGUGCCUAAGUGCCACACACACAUCAGUUAUACAGAACAACCUGAGGCACUUCCUCCCAUAGAUCAAACCACACCCCCAUCCAACACGUUCGCCCCCACACUAUUGCAUCGAAUGCAUAAUAGACUCCAA
Triplophysa rosa is the source of this 9492-nucleotide messenger RNA. It is a transcript of the gene tenm3, whose product is annotated as teneurin transmembrane protein 3. Lineage: Eukaryota; Metazoa; Chordata; Actinopteri; Cypriniformes; Nemacheilidae. The record is from RefSeq and is a predicted model, not a curated record. Gene Ontology annotation, biological process: heterophilic cell-cell adhesion; signal transduction; neuron development. The coding region runs from base 783 to 9233 and encodes 2816 amino acids. The transcript is spliced from 33 exons. Gene Ontology annotation, cellular component: membrane; neuron projection. Gene Ontology annotation, molecular function: protein homodimerization activity; cell adhesion molecule binding; protein heterodimerization activity.